Messenger RNA from Erpetoichthys calabaricus (reedfish), 3558 nucleotides. RefSeq names its product butyrophilin subfamily 1 member A1-like. The record is from RefSeq and is a predicted model, not a curated record. The transcript has 10 exons. Gene Ontology annotation, molecular function: protein binding. NCBI's taxonomy places the organism in Eukaryota, Metazoa, Chordata, Cladistia, Polypteriformes, Polypteridae. Bases 306 to 1766 code for a protein of 486 amino acids.
UCCAAAGUGCCGAUUUCAUCAGGUGUGCUCGCUGCAGCUACAGAUGGACGCCUUUUAGAAGCUCCACGGUUUUUUGGAGAGCGGGAUUAGCUUCUCUUACAAGGGGGUCUCGAAUAUCAAAGUGAAAUGAGACGAGAGAAGCAGGCGUACACGGAACAAAGUGAAAGCAGGAAUGUGACGGCGUAAGGAGUAACAUGAAUCAGCUGAGCAAAAUGAAAGUAACUGAGCUGCAGAUUAGGCCUUGAAUAAAUCGUGAAAUAAUGUCCGUCCAGAGAUUUUAGAGGGGGUCCCCAGCCCUGUCAACCAUGAAAGCUCAAGACAGGUGGACCUGCUCAGUUUUCUGGUUUCUUUUUCUUCACGUGGACACCUCAUGGGCAGAACGAUUUCAAGUUUCCGGAGCUCCUGAUCCAAUUACAGCUUUUGUGGAUGACGACGUGAUCCUCCCUGCUCUGCUCUCGCCACUUACUAAUGCCACAGCGUUUGAAAUCCGGUGGCUUAAAGAUGACUUCACAUCUCCGGUGCUUUUGUACCAGAAUUACAAACUCAAGCACGGCAACCAGAUUGAGGGGUUCAAGGAAAGAAGUCAACUUUUCCUGGAGGAGCUGAUAAAAGGCAACGUGUCCCUGAAACUGCAGCGAGUCCGUGUUUCUGACGAGGGCCUCUACAAGUGCUUUGUGGACUCUGGGUCCUGGUUUGAGGAGGCUCACAUCACACUGACUGUCCAAGUUUUGGGGACUCAGCCUUCCAUUUCCGUCAGCUCCACACAAGACCAUCAGACCCUGCUGGAAUGUAACUCUGAAAAGUGGAACCCUCAACCAGAAGUGGUCUGGAGGGACAAGAAUGGAAGAGAUGUGACACCCCUCUCCAAAAUGCACAUCGAACGGGACAGCGAGGGUCUCCUCAAAGUGAGCAGCAUCAUUCCUGUGGACCAGCAGGUCAGCGUAUUCUCCUGCAUGAUGAGGAGUUCGGCUCCAAAACCGGCUUGGCCUUCAGAACUCAGCAUCUACAGUUUAUCCCCAGGAAUCAAUAGAUGGAUGGUGGUGGUCAUUUUACAGCUUGUUGUUCUUGUCACAGUGACUCCUCUUCUGAUAACAAAAUGGAAAAGAAUGGAAGAUAUGAACCAGCGGUAUGACUCCAUAAUUCAGUUGCUUCAUGUUUGGAUCCUCCACAAACAACUAGAUGUGACAAGACGGGCGACAAAUUCAGAAUGGAGAAGAAUCAUCAGUUCUGCAGCUGACGUGAUUAUGGACGCAGAUACAGCACAUCCUUACCUCAGUCUGUCUGAAGACGGCAAGGAAGUGAGAAACGUCGGAAAACUGCAGACUGUGCCUGAUAAUCCAAGGAGAUAUCUGGAUUUUCACUCCGUUCAGGCUCGAGAGGCGUACACCUCGGGGAGACACUACUGGGAAGUGGAAGUCAGGAAGAAGAUUGAGUGGACUUUGGGAGUUGCCCUAGAGAUGGAGGGGAAGGGUGAGUUUUGUUCGGAGCCAUACAGGAGGGUGCGCCUGAGGAAUGAGAAGGAGUACUCGGUCGUCAGUGAGAAAGUGACUUCCCUUCUGGUGAGAAGGAAGCCGCACAGAAUCGGGGUGUUUCUCGAUUACGACGAAGGACAGCUUUCUUUUUACAAUGCGGAGUCCAGGGAACACCUGCACACAUUCACAGAGACCUUCAGUGGGAAACUCUACCCGUACUUAAGCCCCUGUUAUAAUUUACGUGGCAGGAAUAGUGCCCCUCUGGUGAUUCAUCCUGUCAACACAAGAGCCUGAGUUUCUUUGCCACCAUUUAACAGGUGAGCAGCUCAAAAAAGAAGGACACAACAUGCUGAACUCAGAGACAUGGCAAUCAAAACGCUCCAGGCUUUGUCCACCACAUUUUUACUAUUCAUUUGCAACAAUUCUUUGCUGCCAUUUUUGUUUUUAAUCUUAAAGUUAUUGAUCACUUCAAAAAUUCAUUUAAUCUUUUGUUUUAUAGUCCUGCUACUUUCAUUACAAUGUGGUUGGGGUUGUCCUGGUAGCACCAACCAAUGGAUGAGAUGCCAGUCUAUCACAGAGAUGAGGAAAAAAGCUAAACACUGCAGAUGAAAUCCUCCUGUCUGAACGUAGCUCAUCAGGGAGUCCUCCCAUCAGUCCCAGCACAGUUCUUCUGACUGAUGGGAACUGUAGUCCCUAUGCAGGCACAGCUACAAGAUUGCAGAUGAAAUUAAAAUAUGGUGAGGGGUACAGGGACACCACAAAACACCAAUCUUCCUGGGAUAAUGGUGUGAAUUUGACUCAUCGUGAAAUAAGUUUCACAAUUUUAUUUUUGCAAAGCCAAAGUCAAGUAAAAUGACCCAUUUUAUUGGCUAACUAAAAAGAUUACAAUAUGCAAGCUUUUGAGACAACUCAGGGCCCUUCUUCAAAAGCUUGCAUAUUGUAAUCUUUUUAGUUAGCCAAUAAAAUGGGUCAUUUCGCUUGACUUCUCACUAUAUCCAUAAUGGCUAACAUGGUACAACACCCUAGUACUGCAAAGCCAAACAAAAUCAGUUUUGCUCGAAUGGUUGUCUCAUCACUAAUAAUAGGCUGAGUGGUUGCACUGGUUAAACAGUCCACGAUCAUGCGGUGUUAUCCAUUCCACAAAAACAAAAAAACAGAACACCACAGUUCUUCUGACUGAUGGGAAUUGUAGUCCCUGUGCUGGCACAGCUACAAGAUCCAUCCAUCCAUCCAUCCAAUUUCCAACUCGCUGAAUCCGAACACAGGGUCACGGGGGUCUGCUGGAGCCAAUCUCAGCCAACACAGGGCACAAGGCAGGAACAAAUCCCAGGCAGGGUACCAACCCACCGCAGCAGCUACAAGAUUGCAGAUGAAAUUAAAAUAUACACAAAACACCAUUCUUACUGGGAUAAUGGCGUGAAUUUCACUCCACAUGAAAUAAGUUUCACAAUUUUAUUCUUUGCAAAGCCAAAGUCAAGCAAAAUGACCCUUUUUGUUGGCUAACUAAAAAGAUUACAAUAUACAAGCUUUCGAGGCAACUCAGGCCCCGUUGCUCAGUCAUGUUAAAUUUCUUUAGUUAUUCGGUUUGAUGUGCAUUCAGAAGGAGGAUGUUGGCAGCCUCAUCUGUGCGUCUACUGGUGUCGUUAGGCAGAUUUGUGGAUUUGAGUUUUGAGCACUGAACUCCGCAUCUCCUGUGGCUCUUCAGUAUCCGCUCUCUUAACAGAAGGCCUUUUGAUGGAGUGUGACACACCAUUUACUUCAAAUGCAUAUUUUGUUGUUCAUAUUUUCAUUAAGAGUUGAUGCUUCUUUCAAACUUACAUUAACUCUUACACUGUUACCAUAACUGAAUGACAAGAGAGCACACACAGCACCUGCGACGAUGCAUCGUUCACAUUUACUGCUUGUCCAUUGAUGCCGUUGAAUGCCAAUGUCUAAUUUGAUGUUACAGCAAAGGUUUAUUUUUAACAUGUGUGAUGUGCUCUCUGCACACAUGACACACACUAAAUGUCUAGAAGGGUUUUUUUUAGAAGACUUCUCGUAAUCAGAAGCUUGCUGUAUGUCAGUCCAGGUUAUUUGAGAGCACCUC